Messenger RNA from Dictyostelium purpureum, 450 nucleotides. RefSeq lists its product as uncharacterized. The coding region runs from base 1 to 450 and encodes 149 amino acids. NCBI's taxonomy places the organism in Eukaryota, Evosea, Eumycetozoa, Dictyosteliales, Dictyosteliaceae. The record is from RefSeq and is a predicted model, not a curated record. The transcript is spliced from 3 exons. Gene Ontology annotation, molecular function: calcium ion binding.
AUGAUAGAAGAUUUUUUUAAAAAAAAUAAAGACCAACAAAUUACAUAUGAUCAAUGUUUUUCCUAUUUUAAGAGUUUGGAAAAUUGUAAAGAUCCAGAAACUCUUUCAGAUUGUCUAUUUUCAUCAUUGGAUAAGGACCGUAAUGAAACAAUUUCUAAAAAAGACUUUGAUAUUCAAAAAUUUUUUGAUGAUUUGAAUCUAUGUUCUGAAAUUAUAAAUAGAAACUAUGAUAACUUGUUAAAUGAAUUUGAUGGCAACAAAGAUGGUAAAAUCACUUGGGAGGAAACAUUUAAUGUCUUCAAAAAAGACCCAUCAAUCGGUUAUUUUAGUUGUGAAAACAUGACCAGAGUUUUCUUCCAAAUUUUGGAUACCAAUAAUGACAAAGUAAUCACCAUAGAUGAUUUAAGAAAAGCCAAAGAAAGGGAUGAAGAUCUUUAUUUAAUAGAAUAA